GGUUGGAUAGGAGGUGCAGCUGGAAUCAUUGUCGGUAGUCCACUCGAUACGCUUUCAGUUGGUACAGAAAAUACAGUGCAACAUGGUGCCUGGAAAACAUUGACACAAAUGGUUCAAUCUGAAGGAGUUGGAUCUCUUUUCAAAGGUGUGCUAUCUCCCGUAGUUGGUUUAGCUGGUCUGAACGCAAUCCUGUUUGUGUCUUAUGGGACAAUUCUUCGGUACUUUGAAAGGCAACAUGGUCUGGAUACACAUGAGGCCAGUCUAUCCGAGAUUUACAUUGCUGGCUGUGGCGCAGGAAUUGCUAGUUUCUUUUUUUCGACGCCUACUGAUCUCGUAAAGAUCCAGGCACAGAUGUCUCGAAUUCCUAAAAGUACUUGGGAUGUAGCCAAGACAAUAUAUUCAAAUAAUGGAGUUUUAGGGUUUUAUCAGGGUGGAUUUGCUACCAUAGUACGAGAUGCUCCUAGCUAUGGACUUUAUUUUUUGGUUUAUGAGGGUACAAAAAGGUUACUAGAAGUAGAGUCUACAGGUGAUGCUGCGGGUGGCUCAAAUGCGAUGAAGAUCUUGCUGGCAGGAGGUCUGGCUGGAGCAGUUUCCUGGACAUCAAUAUAUCCUCUGGAUGUCAUCAAGUCACGGCUUCAGAUGCAGGUCCAGGUGCAACUCGAUCGCCCUUAUAGCUCAUUCCGAGACUGUCUCGUGCGAUCGUACAAAGCAGAGGGGCUGAGGGUAUUUUUCCGUGGGUUGACACCGACUGUCAUUAGAGGAUUUCCCGUAAAUGCUGUCACAUUUUGGGUCUAUGAACUUGUAAUGGAUGCCAUGUCAAAUUAA
Phycomyces blakesleeanus NRRL 1555(-) is the source of this 825-nucleotide messenger RNA. RefSeq lists its product as hypothetical. Gene Ontology annotation, molecular function: transmembrane transporter activity. The record is from RefSeq and is a predicted model, not a curated record. The annotation marks the transcript as partial. Gene Ontology annotation, biological process: transmembrane transport. The transcript is spliced from 5 exons. NCBI's taxonomy places the organism in Eukaryota, Fungi, Mucoromycota, Mucoromycetes, Mucorales, Phycomycetaceae.